Molecule: messenger RNA, 850 nt
Organism: Cryphonectria parasitica EP155
Lineage: Eukaryota; Fungi; Ascomycota; Sordariomycetes; Diaporthales; Cryphonectriaceae
Product: ubiquinol-cytochrome C reductase-like protein
Exons: 2
Coding region: 84-458 (124 amino acids)
Biological process (GO): mitochondrial electron transport, ubiquinol to cytochrome c
Source: RefSeq, a predicted model, not a curated record
CUUGUUGCUUGCUGAAGCCUCACCACCACCAAACCGCCACACAAACACCCCACCCACACAUCGACACCCACACAGAGGCCAAGAUGUCAUAUAUCUCUCUGGCUCCCUUUGUCACGAAGCGCCCCUGGCUGGGCAGUGUCCUUAAGCCUCUGGCCAGCUGGUAUGCCAACGCCUCGGGCUACCGCCAGCUGGGUCUCAGGGCCGACGACCUGAUCCCCGAAGAGUCCGAGACUGUACAGACGGCCCUUGCGCGCCUGGACGAGAAGGAGCGCUACGACCGUAUUUUCCGCAUCCGCCGCGCCGUGCAGUGCUCCAUUUCCCACAAGCUGCUUCCCAAGUCCGAGUGGACCAAGCCCGCCGACGACAUCCCUUACUUGGGACCCCUCAUCAAGGUCAUCGAGGCUGAGACUAAGGAGAGGGAGGCCCUUGACACCAUGACCGUCUACAAGAAGCACUAAAAGAGAUGGGUCAGUGGACAACACUGCUUGCUGCUCGCGCCGCCAAUAUGGUCGGUCAUAGCUAGGAGUGGGUGGGAGAUCUUAGGAAUGGGCCGAAGACGGGACGCGAGGAGGUCAAAGCUACUGGAUGAGGUCGGUUCCGCGUUUUGUUGGGAGGGGGGGGUGGUUGGAUCUCGAAAAGAAGGCGCAACUCAGCGGCCUCCGCUGUGAUGAGUUCUACCGGAUGAAGCACUAGAAGAGGUGACUCAACCGUACGAAGCGGAUGGCGAUGGAAGCAUAUGAAAGCUUGCUGUGAGAGUAGAGGAAUUGAGGAGAUCGGAAAUAUACACUGUACCAUACAUACAUGACGACCCCGGAUGGAGAUGCAACAGACAAAAAGACACGGUUCUUAG